This is a messenger RNA of Paraglomus occultum, 355 nucleotides long. The record is from the annotation of a GenBank genome assembly. Lineage: Eukaryota; Fungi; Glomeromycota; Glomeromycetes; Paraglomerales; Paraglomeraceae.
CAAGAGUAAGAAUCGAAGUGGAAAUGAACAAGAGGACCUUGUAUUUGAGCCAGUGCCAAGGUGUUUGGACCUUAAAGGAAAUGUUAAACAAGUCGCUUGCGGUCUGGAUCACAGCAUAAUAUUGACCGAUCAGAAUGUUCUUUACGCAAUGGGCUGGGGUGCCGACGGCCAAUUAGGCAAUGGAAGUACUUCAGACAAAGACGUUCCAACAAUAAUUCCUUUGCUCUCGGGCAAGCCGGUGAAAAAGAUUGCUUCGUCCACCGAUUUUACAUUCGCGUUGCUGGAUAAUGGCGAAUUGUGGUCAUGGGGUAAUUCUGAAUAUGGUCAAUGCAUGACUGGAAAGAAAGUUGGAAAG